AUGACGCACCAGAAUCACCAAACUAACGGCGCCAGUUUGGAAGAUUGCCACACAAACUUCUUUGCUCUGACCGACCUGUGCGGUAUCAGAUGGCGUCAAUUGGUGCUCGGUGAGCGGCCAAACGCGGCCGGGGAUCCGCUCGACGAUCCGGUGGUGCGUUCGUACUCGAAAUGCCUCGCCGUCGACAUAUUGUGCGUGUGGCGGCGAGUGGUCGCCCCCAAGCCAAAACCAAAACCGGAACCGGAUCCAAGCAGCAUGUUCGACAUGAGCAUACCGGGCACCGGUAACAGCGGCUCCGUCAUUCAUCCACCUCUCUCGCUGACCGCCGCCAAGGAGCUGUGGAUCUUCUGGUACGGCGAGGAACCGGACCUCAAGGAUCUGGUCGCGCCUGAGCUGCUCAACUCGUCCGAAGCCGGAGACAAAGGAUCCUGGGAGAACGGGCUCUCGUACGAGUGCCGUUCCUUGUUAUUUAAGGCGUUGCACAAUGUGAUCGAAAGAUGUCUGCUUUCGCGUGGUUUCGUACGACUCGGCAGGUGGUUCGUUCAUCCGAGCUCGAAUGGCGAGCGAGUGUUUGGCAAAAGCUCACACCACGCGUCGUUCUCGUUUGCGUUCUUUGUGCACGGUGACAGCACUGUCUGCACGUCGAUGGAUAUACGAGAACAUCCGCCAGUACGGCUGUUGACGUUGAAACACCUCGAGGAGGCACAAGCGCAACAGGCCACCCCGGCGGCUGGUACAAACGCACCCGCGAGUCCUGCCGUGGCACCUAAUGGAGUUGAAUCUGUUACUCCCGGUUCGCCAGCCGGCAGCUCCAGUUGUCCAGUGAACGGAGGUCCUUUGACUGCAGGAACUUUACCGGACGCAACCGAACCCCGGGUGGUGAUCCUGGCACCGUUCGGAUUGGCCGGAACGCUAACGGGACAAAGUUACAAAGCGAGUGAUCCGCACACGCAGAAGAUGCUGGAUGACUGGAGCGCGUUCUAUCCGAUCUCGAACAAGCAUACGGGCACCGGUGAUGGUGCUGAAGCUGUGCCUCCGAUCGUGGAGAUCCUCGUUGGGAAGGUGAAGAUGCGCUACCCUUCGAAGUACGUGCUGGUUGCCGAUAUGGAUGUUGGAUCAUCAACGGCUGGUGAAUCGAAGAGCAGUUGCAACACCAGCGCUAGCGCAAUUAGCAACACCGGCAGCAACAAUCAAACGACUACCAUGCCCAUGACGGCGGUCUCCAUCGCGGCGUCCGUACUCAGCCGAAUCAACAACAGCAGCAGUAGCAACAGCAACCAGCUAGCUGCCGAGAGGUCCGGCAAUUCAAUCAACUCUGGCAGCAAUCAACUGCCGGCGGGAGCGUCUGGCAGCACUAGCGAAUCCGCGCGUCCUAAGGACACACCAAACGGUGGUGGUAGUGGUUCCAUUCCCACCACCAGCUCGCCUUCUUCCACCACCGGCACACUGCGCCAGCGUAACCACCACAAAUCCAUGAUGACCCCACCGCUUACGGUGCCAGAAUCGCCCUCGAAUGAUCUCGGCAACCCGCUCAGCAUGUCGUCGGCGCUGAUCAACAAGUCAGCCGCCGUUAUCCUGCCCGAGCGAGUCUGGCAGGAUUGUAUCAUGCACGCGGCACCCCCACCGACGACGGCGAACUCCUCCGCCGGAAGUCAACAGGCGGGAGCGGCCUCAACACCGGGUCCCGCCGGAUUGACGAUUAAAACCGAACCAAAGGACACCGGAGCAGGAAGCAACAGCGGUGGAAGUGGAACUCCUGCUGCUGGCGGGGGUGACGAGAACUCGUCCGGAGCCGCCAACGGAGUGGACGCGAACGGGAACUCCUCGGUGUGGGAGAUUAGCGAACCGACGGCGAAAGUGUCCUGCUCGUGUAUCAAGUGUUGCAAGAAACCGCUACCAUCCUCCGCGUCAUCCACAUCGUCGUCGUCGUCAUCUACGUCGUCCUCUUCGGCGAGUGGACGCUCUCAGCAGCAGCAAGUGGUUGGGGCAGCGAAUGUCAGCAGCCCGGGCACGAUGGGGUCUGGUGUUGGAAGUACCUACAUCGUGUCCACGGUCGGUAGUGGUGGUGCUAGUGGUGCAUCGAUGCAUCAUCACGCCAAAUCGUCAUCCUCCUCGUCGUCCUACGGGAUCGCUUCCUCCGGUGGUGGCAAUCGUGGUGAAAAGUUUCACCACUAUCACUACCAAGCUGCUGGUGGAAGCGGUGGCGGAGGUGGUGGAGGAGGAGGAAUGGCUAAGGAUCAUCAUCAUCACCACCAUAGCCAUCACCAUCGACCGCAGCGGGUGUCCUUCCACAAGCGACCCCCGCAGGAUGCAUUGUUCCGUCCUGGCAUCAAGCUUAUCAGUCUGUCCGGUGCUGCUGCACUUGCUGCCAACGCUGCUGCUGCUGCUGCUGCUGGGGUGAAAGCUUCCCAGAUGGCCGCCAGCGCCGCCGCUUCCUCGCCUGAAGCCGUUUCGUCCGGUGACAGUGCAGCAGAUUCGCUCGAACUGGCCGACUCGUGUUUAAGGUCAAACCAAAGCUGUUCCGCAAACGGUAGUAACAGUGGCCCCAAUGGAGGCGCUUCCAGUACCGGUACUGCUCCGGGAAGUACAACACCCUAUGGUGGACCACUCUCCUCAUCCUACUGCCGUAACCCGAUGUCGAUUGGUGACUCUCAUCCGCUGCCUUCGGAGGGUUCCCCGGCCAGUGCUGCUCCUUCACCGAUGCAACCGUCCUCGGUAUCUCAGCCCACGUCAGUCGGCCCUUCAGGCGAUCAGCUCAUCACGAUGUCUCCUCAUCCACCCGCUUCGAAUAAUCCGCGCAGCGUGCAACCAGGCACGCCUUGUCUGGAUCACCUGGAUAAGAAUACACCCGCCCCAACACCGACGGAUCAGCACGACAGCAAAAGCAUAAAUGCGUCACCGUACCACACGCCUUCCCAUCCAGGCGGGAGUGGUGGCCAGACCGGAAACAGCAGUAGCAGUUCCGGCCCAGACGGUGGUGGAGGAUCGACUUUGCACGGACAGCAGCAACAGCAGUCGCAGGGUGGUUCCGCUGGUCAGGGAAACUCUUCGAGUGGCUCGACUACCAACGGCAGCAGUUCGACGGCUAGCAACGCUCAUAAAUCGUCACCUCGGAGCACGAUGUCCUCGUCGUCGGGGAUUGGUAGUCUGAAGGUGCGCUCUGAGUCUUCGCUCGGGGCCGGCGGAAGUGGUGGUGGAGUGCCGAUGACACCGAGCAUUCACAGCGUGUACAGUUCCGCGCAUCAGACAGCUGUGGCGAACAAUUUAGCGAGCAAGCGCGAGUCGAUCCUGCAGAUGCUGCAGUCACUGAAGCGGCCGCUGUUGUACUGUAAGGACUACGAGACGCUGAAGAGCGAGGACAUUCCCAGUACGUCGCAUCUGCUGUAUGACUACACGUGCGUUGAUGCAUGGAUGAACCAUCCCGUGAAGCGGAUGAGACUGGCGAUGGAAGAAAAUCGACUUGUUAAGAAAAUCCGGAAUCUCGAUCUGUACGCCAACGAGCAUAGUCGCACGAUGGGCGGCUAUCCGGUUACGUCGAGUGGAAUCGGUUGCAGUGCUAGCGGCAGUAAUGGAAUGCUCAUAAAGGGAACUCCAACGGGGAUGAACGAUUCUUCCGAUGGGCUUGGGACGGAGCAUGGUGGCGGAGUAGGUGGUGUCGGAGGUCCCUGUGAUAAUGGAACAGUGAACAACGGUAGUGGUGGUCCCACGCAUGGGCUUCUCGGGCACGGUCAGAUCAAGAUGGAGCUCGGAUGUGACGGUAUUGGUGGCCCGGGUGGUCCCGGAAACGGUGCUGGUGGACCGGGCAGUGCCAACGGAACGCCAGAUCGCAAUGGUGCAUCGGGAAACGACGAAGGAGGCGCACUGCUGGGCGAGCACGAAAUCAAGAAGGAAAAGGAAGAUAAGGGUGGGCUUAGUUUGCUAACGGAUCAGGAUCUUCAGCCUUCUAUUGACGACCUCAAUCAGAUCUUUGACGAUGGUGGCCCGUUCAACGAUGAUCCGGACCUCCACAACACACCGCCGGGCUCGAAUAAAAGCAGCAGCGGGAGUGGUGGUUUCUCGGAUGAAAGCAAACGCUUCCCUAGCUCGAACCAUCACUCGGUGAACAGUGGCAUCUUGAGUCCGAAGGAACUGUCCCAGAUGUUCCCGACACCACCGAGCCUGGACCCGCAUCCGAACUCAAGUCCGGGUGGUGGAGGUUGCCUUUCUGAUGGUGGAAUUGCGAUUGACACCAUGGUGGAUCUACAGAUGUCGCUGUCAUCCGGAGCGGCCAGUAGCGGUGGAUCAGGUCCGAUGGUGCCGUCGAUACCGAACCUAGGCAGCCCGCAGGAAGAACCAAUCGACGAUUGGUCGUUCGUGUUUCUGCCUCCACCGGUCUGCCCGUACGUCGGUUCCUCGAAAUACGCCCCACUGCCGAAUCUACCCAGCCAGCUUGCAUCGUCUCCGGUGACGGCAAGCUCGGUAACCAACCUCGUGUACAAAUCCACCCGUCAGAAGCAGAAAGAGCAGGCGGCUGCCGAGCGGGAAAAGCUGAAGAUACGUGAGCAGGAACGAGAACGAGAGCGUGAGCGAGAACGGGAGCAGCAGCAGGAUUCACAUCAUAACACUCAAUCCGAGAACAGCGUUUCCGGUAGUGGUGGCUCUGGCACGGUGGGAAGCGUCGGUGGUGGCAUCGGAGGCUUUGGGUUGAUGCCGUUGAUUAAGCAGGAAAUGGGAGUAGGUGGCGGAUUGACGGUUCCACAACCGCUGAGUACUCCGAAUUCGCUGCACGGCGGAUUGACGAACCUGAACGGAUCCCUCGGUCAUCCGUACUCAAAUCCACCGUCUCAGGGUGCUCAAUCGCAGCCACACUCGAGGCCACCAUCGGUCAACUCGUUACCCGGAGGCAUCAUCGGAAGUGGUGCGGGCAUGCUUAGUCCGUCACCCGCCGGUGCCGGCUCAUCCGGUGGCCUGUUCCACCCGGGUAUGGGUGGCAUUCCGGUGCCACUGCGUCAGGGUAUGUCUCCGAUAUCACCUGCUACUCCGGGUGGUUCAAUGAGGGUGCCAACGCCGCAAGGAUCCUGCCCGCUGCCGUAUCCAUCUCCAUUAGGGGGUGCAGCCGCAGGAAGCCCAAACCCGAUGGGAUCGCUCAACAUUCGACGCACGACACCACUGUUCCCACCGCCACCGUACGAUGUCGCGAUCGCCAGCCCGGCCACAUCCGUCGCGACGCCUUCCUCCUACCACUGCAAACAGUUCCCCUUGGACGGGGUAGACAGCGGUGGUCCAGGUUCGAACCGGGGUCCAAUGACGCCUUCAUCAACUAGUGGUGACCCGCGAGCGCUAGUGUCCACCGUUAACCAGCCACUUUCAUCGUCCGGAGCGGGAUGUGCGAGUGGUCUGACGAACGGGGCCACCGGUGGUGCGGCUGGUAGCCGUGUUACGAGCAUAGAAACAAACGCACUCCUGGUUAACAUCCUGCUGUACGAUACCGCACUCAACAUCUUCCGUGAUCACAACUUCAAGAGCUGUACGCUUUGUGUGUGCAAUGCGGGCGCGAAGUGCGUGGGCAACAUUCGAGGCGCGGAUAGUGGCCUCUAUCUUGCACUUCCUGGUACAAACUGGAUGGAUUCGGCUACGACUCCCAGCGAUAGUGCCGGUGAAGGAGGCUCCGGCGCAGGAAGCGGUACUGGAAGCAGUACAGCAGGUGGUAGCAGGAAUAAGUCUGGCGUUCUCGCGCAUCUGGGUCUUGGCGGAAGUGGUAACAGCAGUAGUGCCUUCGGUGGAAUGCUCGGCUCGCCGGCCAUUGGUUCCAGCGGCGAUAAGACGGUGACGAUCAACACGGAUAGUCUGCAGAAUGGGUAUUUGGAUGAAGAUCCGAUCGAUUGUCAGUGUGGGUUCAGUGCGGUUGUCAAUCGACGGAUGGCACAUCGGGCCGGUUUGUUCUACGAGGACGAGAUGGAGAUCACGGGCAUGGCCGAGGAUCCGGCAGUGCACAAGAAGAGCUCGCUGUUCGAGUUCCUCAACGGAACAGCUAAAGCGAUCAAAAUGGAAGACUCUGGAAUCGGUGGCGGUGGUGCAGGAAGCAGUAGCAGUACUAGUAGGGCGUUGGCUACCGCUAGUGGGACGACUGGCGUAACUGGUGUCAGUAGCAGUAGUGACAGCCUCCCUUUGACGUUGAAGGUGAUGGACUUGCUUCGCGAGCAGUGCUCCGUGGUGCAGAGUUCAAGUAACUCCAUCCACCGUGCAGUCAGUCGAUACCGGGGUCCGUUGUUUGGACGUGGUGCAGAAUUCGACGCCGUGCAUCUGCUCGAGUACGUGGAUGCGAACGAUGUGAUCACCUUGGCAUUAGAGCAGGGCCGAUUGCAAGCCAUCAAUGAGAGCAAGCUCGAUCUCGAGCAGCAACCGUCAUCAUCGUCCUCAUCAUCCUCGUCCUCACUGACGCUUGCUGGUGCAGGAGGUACGCUCGUCAAGGGUGGCACCCUGCGCGGCAUGAUGAACGUGCACAAGUGGCCCUUCUUGCGAGCGGGCGGCCCGAAAAGCAACCAGGACAUCGUACGGAUCAUGAAGUCGAUGCAGCCGUUGCUGCAGGACGCGUUCCACAAGCGAUGUACGACGCGGCUCUGGGAUGCGCCUUACACGAUACAGGGCCCGCUCACGUGGCGUCAAUUCCACCGAUUGGCCGGACGUGGCACAGGUCAGUGCGAACCUCAACCCAUCCCAUCGCUAAUCGUAGGCUACGAGAAGGACUGGCUAGCGCUGGCGCCGUACGCACUUCACUACUGGGACAAGCUACUGCUCGAACCGUACUCGUAUCCGAGAGACGUUGCGUAUGUCGCCAUCGUACCCGACAACGACUAUGUGGUGGCAAAGGUGCGCACCUACUUCAAGGAGCUCAGCACGACCUACGAAAUGUGCAAGCUGGGUCGCCACACACCCAUCAAGGGCUGGGACGGAGUGCUACGUGUUGGCAGCCAGCGCGUGCUCAAGGAAACGCAAAACUCCAACCUGGACGAGUGGUUCACGAACAUGGGCGCGGAUCAGCAGCAGCGAAGGAACGGCGCAUCAGGAGGAUCCGCCUCAUCAGGACUCAACGAGUUGUUGCGAUUGUAUGCGCAGACGUGUCAACAACAGCUGGCACCAUACCUGUCUAAGGUACCGUCCGACAAGAGCUUGCUGGAUCCUCCCGAGAGCCACCACGCAUCGUCUUCGUUGUCCGGUUCGUCAUCGGUCGCGGGAGGAGCUGCCGGAUCGUCCUCAUUAAGUGGUGGUGGUAUGGGUCAACCGGGCAGCGGAUCAGCGGGAGCCAAUCGCGGUGAUGGCCCGGGACAAAGUCCAAUGCCACCGCCGCCACCAAGCACGCCAGAUCCAUCGCAACCGGGCGAUAAGGCUCCGAACACGCCAAAGUUUGAUCACGAUUCGGAAAAUCGCGACCAGCUGAAUACUUCGUCCGCUAGCCCGGCGGACGGCAUGCGGAUCGAUGAUGAUGGUAAGGAUCCGCCGCAUAUUGUGCUUUACAUCGUGGAACCGUUUACUUGUGGUAACGAUUCGCCAGAUGUGGAACGGCUGGCAUGCCUUUCGUUGCUGCGGUGCUAUUCGAACAUCCUCAACGCGGUCCCGGAAUCGAUACGUAGCAACAUAAGCGUGCAGAUUGUAUCGUUGGAAAGUAUUCUCGAGCUAGGCCGUAGUCGAAACCGGUUGCGGUUAAGCGACCACAUGCGUUGCUUAGCGUUGAGCGUGUUUUCCCAGAGCCGGAAGUACCUCGCGCACAUGAACACGGUUAAGAGUCUGACCGGGUUCGGGACGGCCGCUAACGCGGAACAGUUCAUCAAGCGCAAAGACGACAAGAACCGAGUGCCGUACCGGCUGUAUACGCCACCGUACGUGUUGGCCAAGUCGUGCGAAAAGAGUGAAAACACGGAGUCGUUCGGCAAGACGAGCAUAAAGCAGCAGUGCUCCAUCAUGUACUGCAGUUAUUGCCUGAGCGAGGACCAGAGCUGGCUGUUGGCGGUAGCAACCGACGAUCGGGGUGAGUUUCUUGAAACCGUUACCAUCAAUAUCGACAUUCCGAACCGAGGUCGCCGGAAACGAGUCUCGGCUCGCCGGUAUGGGCUGCAGAAGCUGAUGGACUUCAUUCUGGGGCUGAUUUCGCAAACGGUGCAACCGUGGCGACUGGUCGUCGGUCGCAUUGGCCGUAUCGGGCACGGUGAGCUGAAGGGAUGGAGCUGGCUGCUCAGCAAACCAAACCUGCAGCGUGCGUCCAAACACCUAAAGGACAUUUGUGAGCAGUGCUCGUUGAUGCACCCGAUCGCAGUACCGAGCAUACUGAGCGCCUGUUUGGUGACGCUUGAACCGGAUUCGGAUCUGCGCGUUAUGUCCGAUCAGUUCACGCCAGACGAGCGGUUCAGCCAGCGGUCUAUGCAAUCGCCGCUAUCGACGCCACAGGACGCGACCUGCACGCACAUACUGGUCUUUCCGACCAGUGCAAAGGCACAGUCUGCUCAAGCUUCGUUCAACGUGAUAGGAGAGUUGGACCUGGGAGAGGAUCUCAACAUGGUCAUCAUGGAUGGCGACGAUGACGAUGAUGGUAUCAACAUGAUGGAUGUUUUUAAAUGCUGGGAUGACCUACCGAUGCAACAGAUCAGCAUGCCUCAUUCGCGUCCGGGAAGUCCAUCACAGUUCGAGGGCAAUCAGCAGAGUCCUGGCGAGAGCGGUUCCAAAGGGGCCGGUUCUCGCGACGGCUACGGAUCGCAAGAUUCGGAAGAGGUUGGCCUGGUGUUGCAGCAACCGCUGGCUAUUGGCUACCUAGUAUCGACCGCACCAACUGGUCGUAUGCCGGAGUGGUUCUGGUCCUCAUGCCCGCACAUGGAAAACGUGUGUCCGGUGUUUCUGCGAACCGCUCUGCAUCUGCAUAGCCCUACCAUUCUGCAGAACACGGAUGAUCCUCUGCAACAGAAUCAAUCGUCUACUGAGCACCCACUCGAUUCGAACAUCACUGCUGAUGUGCUGCGGUACGUGCUCGAGGGCUACAAUCUGCUCUCUUGGCUGGCGAUGGACUCGAACACGCACGAUCGCCUCUCUUGUCUGCCAAUCCACGUGCAGGUACUGAUGCAACUGUAUCACAUGACGGCUGCAUUGGCCUAA
This is a messenger RNA of Anopheles nili, 9120 nucleotides long. It is a transcript of the gene skd, whose product is annotated as mediator of RNA polymerase II transcription subunit 13. The record is from RefSeq and is a predicted model, not a curated record. Gene Ontology annotation, biological process: regulation of transcription by RNA polymerase II. Lineage: Eukaryota; Metazoa; Arthropoda; Insecta; Diptera; Culicidae. The transcript has 14 exons. Gene Ontology annotation, cellular component: mediator complex. Bases 1 to 9120 code for a protein of 3039 amino acids. Gene Ontology annotation, molecular function: transcription coregulator activity.